ACGUACCACAACAUUAACUUAUAAUUUCCCCCCCCCUACUUCUAUCACCCUUGCCUGAAACAAAUUUCAGAUAGUUCACCAAAAUGGCUCAUGCUAUGGCUUCAAUGGGUGGCCUAAUUGGUUCUUCUCAAACUGUGUUGGAUGGUCAGCUCAGUGGCUCAGCCCGUUUGAGCACUGUUAGCACCAGCAGAAUUGCCUUGGCUAGACCAGGACUCAGCAUUAGAGCCCAACAGGGGUCUGCUGACACUGAAACUAGCCGUAGAGCCGUCAUCGGUCUUGUUGCUGCUGGCCUUGCUGGUUCCUUUGCUCAAGCAGCCUUUGCUGCAGCUAAAUCAAUCAAGAUUGGUGGCGCUCCUCCUCCCUCUGGUGGAUUACCUGGAACUUUGAAUUCAGAUGAGGCAAGGGACCUUGAUUUGCCAUUGAAGGAGAGGUUUUACCUUCAACCAUUGACUCCAGCUGAGGCAGCCCAGAGAGUUAAGGAUUCAGCCAAGGAGAUUGUUAGCGUCAAGAAUUUCAUCGACAAGAAGGCCUGGCCAUAUGUCCAGAAUGACCUUCGUCUCAGAGCAGAAUACCUUCGCUAUGACCUUAAGACCGUCAUCUCUGCUAAGCCAAAAGAAGAGAAGGGAAAACUCCAGGACCUGACUGGAAAGCUCUUGAAGACAAUUAGUGAUCUGGACCAUGCAGCAAAGACCAAGAACAGCCCUGAAGCGGAGAAGUACUAUGCUGAUACUGUAUCUACCUUAAAUGAUGUUUUGGCCAACCUUGGUUAAAAAAGCUUUUCUGUACUAGUAUGUUAUUACUUCCUGUAAGUUAUCGAAUACUUCUUGAAUCCAAUUGUGAAGAAUGAUUUUGGAAGAACUGUUUAAAAAUCUGAAACAAUAAGUGCUUCACCUGAGAGCCUCACCCUAAGUUUUGCUUGUGAA
This is a messenger RNA of Nicotiana tabacum (common tobacco), 923 nucleotides long. The record is from RefSeq and is a predicted model, not a curated record. Lineage: Eukaryota; Viridiplantae; Streptophyta; Magnoliopsida; Solanales; Solanaceae.